UCCUCCUCGGCGUUCCCACGCCCACUCGGCGGGCUCUCGGCCUCCACGUCAGGGCCGCACCGCGGAGAUGGCGGCGCAGAAGAUAAACGAGGGGCUGGAGCACCUCGCCAAAGCAGAGAAGUACCUGAAAACUGGUUUUUUAAAAUGGAAGCCAGAUUAUGACAGUGCUGCUUCUGAAUAUGGAAAAGCAGCUGUUGCUUUUAAAAAUGCCAAACAGUUUGAGCAAGCAAAAGACGCCUGCCUGAGAGAAGCUGUUGCUCACGAGAAUAACAGGGCUCUUUUUCAUGCUGCCAAAGCUUACGAGCAGGCCGGCAUGAUGCUGAAGGAGAUGCAGAAGCUGCCCGAGGCUGUGCAGCUGAUCGAGAAGGCCAGCAUGAUGUACCUGGAGAACGGCACCCCGGACACAGCCGCCAUGGCCUUGGAGCGUGCCGGGAAGCUUAUAGAAAAUGUCGAUCCAGAUAAGGCUGUGCAGUUAUAUCAGCAGACAGCUAAUGUGUUUGAAAAUGAAGAACGCUUACGACAGGCAGUUGAGUUACUAGGAAAAGCCUCCAGACUGCUGGUACGGGGACGCAGGUUCGAUGAGGCGGCACUCUCUAUUCAGAAAGAAAAAAAUAUUUAUAAGGAGAUUGAGAAUUACCCAACUUGUUAUAAGAAAACAAUUGCCCAAGUCUUAGUUCAUCUCCAUAGAAACGACUAUGUGGCCGCAGAGCGCUGCGUCCGGGAGAGUUACAGCAUCCCUGGCUUCAACGGCAGUGAAGACUGUGCGGCUCUGGAGCAGCUUCUGGAGGGCUACGACCAGCAGGACCAGGACCAGGUGUCCGAGGUCUGCAACUCACCCCUGUUCAAGUACAUGGACAAUGAUUAUGCGAAGCUGGGCCUGAGCCUGGUGGUCCCUGGAGGUGGAGUCAAGAAGAAGGUAGCAGCCCCUCCACAGGCUCAGCCAGAGGGCGCCCCUGCCCCCGCCGCCCCUGCUGAGGAGGAGGAGGAUGAGUAUGCAGGGGGCCUGUGCUAGGCUCAGCAUCCCCCACCUCAGGGACCUGAGCUGACGUCGGGGGUGCCCAGAUCCCGAGGCCCUGGUCCUGAUGCUGGUGCAGAUGAGCCUCAUUCCCGCGUCUGGACCACCCAUCGUGCCCGCUGCCCGUGAACCAUUUUUUUCUCUUCAUGAUAAAGCUCUUGUCAGACACCCGCAGGAGUGAGCAGAGAAGUCACUGUCACAUUUUCAUACAGUUGAUUUUAUAAUCGCAAACCAAAUUCAGACACAUUUGUUCUAAACAAAGCAUUACUAGGCGGAGGGCCUCCUCUCUCUUGGGUUCUUGUGAUUUCCUGUUAGAGAAGUUGUUUUGCGUUUUAUUUAAUAAUUGCUGCUAAAAGUGAUGUUUACUGGUUAAACAAAAUAGUGUUUUAAACGUUCGUUUUCAAAAGGAAAUUUCUCCCCCGUGAUAUUAGGUAUAUUUAAAUUAUUAGACCUUCAGAAGUGAUAUUGGGGCAGGAAGCUGUUUGAGCCCUGCCUGCUGUUUGUCCCGGGACAAGGUGCGUGCGGAGUCACCUGGAAGUCUGUGAGAGAGCACAGUACGGCGAGUCUGUAGUGUCUUCUCUCCUCACUUCCACCCGCACAUGCACCUUGACUGUCUCCAAACCCCCUGGUUUCCUGACUGCACGGGAACUAACACGGGCUUGCUCACGCGUCACAGCAGCGCAGCGCUUCCUCUCAGCCUGGCAUCCAUCUUUCUUCCCCCCGAGUGGCCUCUGAGUCGUGGGGGAGGUGCUGUCUAUAUCCCAGCCCGCGUCCCUCCUUCUCAGGCCCCUGCCCUGUGCUCAGACCCCCCCUCUUGAGCAGGAAGGGCCCACGCUCCCGCCCCCACCUGUCUGUGCCAGCACAGGGAGCUCGGUGUGCUGGCCUCCGGGGAUGCUGAGGCGGUCAUCACGGGAGGUCCCGUCCCCCUGGGCUCCGUGGGAGAGCUGGCCGGUGUGCUCAGGCGGGUGGACUGAAGGGUGGAGAUUGUCGUCCACCCACCAGGUCUGGUGCAAACACUAAUCAGUGUCCUGCCCCCUCCAGUCCUUGAGUGGUUCUGCGGGCAGCCGCCACCUGCAGACUGGAGGCAAACUGAACCAUCUCAGGAAAGCAGAUUUAGGCGUUUGUGUUUGGCAUUGUGUUAAUGUUUCAGAGACCCAGCGCCCCCCCACCUCCAACCCUGAUCCGCCAGAAACCUCAGGAGUCUUGUGCUGAGGUGCAUUUGAGCUAAUGAACAAUCCAUUUAAAGAGGUUUGGCAACAGUGAAAAGAUAUUUUAGACCAUCUUUUAUAGACCACAUUCUCCAUUACAGCCUAGGGAAAGUUUUAUUUUUACUCUUUCUUACAUGUUAGUCAAAAAUGAGCCGUGAUCCAGUGCGACCUCCACCCCCCUCCCCUGUCCCGGGCCAGGUUAUGAACUUGCAGGGCUCGUGGCUGUUCCCCGAGGUCGGGGCUGUUCGUGAAGAGAGAGCCUCUCAUUUUUCCACUACGUAGGCCUUUGUCCCAAGUACGGUGGGAAGUGAAGACGUGUUUACACCGAGUCUGACAGUCAGUGUUCCGCGGUGUUGUCAGUGCGCUCAGUCCACAAGGCACACUUUGUAUGUCGAAUUCAUCUGUACAUAUGCAGAGGAUGCUAUUUGUGUAUAAAAACUGCUUUAUCCCUGUUCUUUUUUCCAGCUCUUUGGUGAAUAGAAUAUUAAAUGUGUUAUGGAAAUGCAGAUUAUUGCUCCUUUAGGAAGAUAAUUAUGAAAAUAAAAUCUGAAACUAUAUAAGUACAA
Messenger RNA from Phacochoerus africanus (Common warthog), 2789 nucleotides. It is a transcript of the gene NAPG, whose product is annotated as NSF attachment protein gamma. The transcript has 12 exons. The record is from RefSeq and is a predicted model, not a curated record. Gene Ontology annotation, cellular component: vacuolar membrane; SNARE complex. Gene Ontology annotation, biological process: intracellular protein transport. Lineage: Eukaryota; Metazoa; Chordata; Mammalia; Artiodactyla; Suidae. Gene Ontology annotation, molecular function: soluble NSF attachment protein activity; syntaxin binding. The coding region runs from base 68 to 1012 and encodes 314 amino acids.